Messenger RNA from Suillus discolor, 296 nucleotides. RefSeq lists its product as uncharacterized. The transcript has a single exon. Bases 35 to 247 code for a protein of 70 amino acids. NCBI's taxonomy places the organism in Eukaryota, Fungi, Basidiomycota, Agaricomycetes, Boletales, Suillaceae. The record is from RefSeq and is a predicted model, not a curated record.
GGUAUCCCUCUUAAGGCUUGGUUUACUUAGCCGUAUGGGCGGAGAUGAAAGCAGGGUUCAUCAAGCAGCUAUAAAGUUCAGAAGGUGUGUUUUCCUGCAUCUCUGUUAUCUACUAGUGAUGAACCUUGCUUCCAUGUCCGCCCUUCCUUUCGAGCUGAAGCAAGAUAUUUUUGAAAAUGCGGCCAAUAGUGACCGUCGUUCGGCCUUGAGUCUGACCCCAGUUGCUCGGCGAGUACAGUUCUGGUGAGUCAAUUCACAAGGAAACGAAGACAAACGGUGUUAUGCGAUCACAGAGC